AACACACAUGUAGUGAGCUUCGAACACCACUCCGUGUCCUGCAACGAAAUCUUUCAAUCCGGCACUUACAUGAUUGCUCUCAACGUGGUUGACAGCCUUAGCAAACCCGUCAAGAACAUGCUCGACCGAGAGUGGACCGAUAUGAAGUCUCCACUACGAAACUACGACACCAAAAAUCCACCACAAUGGAGACUUCAGAUUGGUCUACUCUCGGUCGAGCAUGUUCUCAACGGGUUUGCUAAGUUUGUCAACCAUGCUGAGAGCAACGUUGUAAGUGUCGGAUUGAAGGAUUUCAUUACAGGACACAGAGUGGUGUUCGAGGCUGACUACAUAUGUGGUCCGUUAGACGGACGAAUGGACAGUUAUUGCAUACAUUGUGCAAAAGCGUUUAGGACCCUCACGACCUUUGGCAAACCCGUCGAGAACAUGCUAGACCGAGAGUGGACCGAUCUGAAGUCUCCACUGUGGUGGAUUCUUGGUGUCGUAGUUUCGUCUCCGUUAAUGUCAAAAGCAGGUGCACGUUACGUCAUUGUGAAUACUUAA
Messenger RNA from Striga asiatica, 543 nucleotides. NCBI's taxonomy places the organism in Eukaryota, Viridiplantae, Streptophyta, Magnoliopsida, Lamiales, Orobanchaceae. The record is from the annotation of a GenBank genome assembly.